UAAGUAAAUCAUUUAUGCAUUGUUUUAUAAAAUAUGAUUGGUUAACAAUAUUGACAGAAAGAAAAAACAAAUAGAAUCUUUUUAACUAAGAUUUGAGAGUAUCGCAAAAGUUUUGAUACUUAGUUGACAAUGUCUCUACAUUGCAACAUAUGUUUGUUGAACUUUCAAGAUAAUAAUGCCUUUCAAGGCCACCUUGGAGGUAAGAAACAUUUUAAGAAAGUUCAACAGGCCGAAAUCGUUGAAAGGUCAAUAGUAGUAUCACCGUUACCAAAAUGGAUCCAAGGCCGUCAGUUUAUUAAUUUUUUCCAAAGACAUGGCAAAAUCAAACAGCAUAAAAUCGGUCCAGAUUACCUUAUCAUAGAAUUUUGUGACAGUAAAUCUGCUGAAGCUCUAUUAAAAACACCUGUUUGGCUACACAACAAAAAAUUGAAUAUAAAAAGAAGAACACUGCAAGAUGAUCAAAGGGAGCCAAAGUCAACAAAGCAAAAUAGCCCCAUAGAAACCGAAGGCCAAAUAAGUUACAAUAACAUAAAACAAAUAUUCAAAAGUAAGACCACGUUCGAUAAUCAGUUAGCAGUAUUUCUGAAUACGAUACAACUUACCGAUGAAGAAAUCGAAGAAAGAUACGAUCCCAUUUGUACGAAACUGAACAUGAUGUUUAAGGUAGUAUUUCCAAGAUGUACUACAUACAAAUUUGGUUCGACUCAGACAGGACUAAGUUUCAAAAACUGUGAUUUAGAUAUAUACGUAGAUAUUGGUGAGCCAAUAUACGAAGCUGAACAUGAAUUGCGAGAUGUAUGGACUAUGUCGAAAAUCUUUAGGGUAGUGAAGAAAAUGUUGUACCGAAAGAAUUACGUUUUCUCUAAUAUAGUAUUAAUUCCAAGAGCCAAAACACCUAUCAUAAAAUUUUGUUAUGUUAAAACAGACGUUUCUUGUGAUAUUUCAUUUAAAAACAUGUUAGGUAUAUAUAAAACUUACUUGAUAAAGCAUUGCAUUUCUCUGGAUAGCAGACUGAAGCCGUUAAUGAUGCUUAUCAAAUACUGGGCGAGACAUUUUAAAAUAUCUGGCACAGGAAGAAUAUCAAAUUUCGCUUUAGUUUUGAUAAUUAUCUUUUAUCUGCAGCAGCCGUCCGUUAACAUUAUUCCUCCUCUAAUGAAACUCCAAGAGACUUGUAAUCCACAAGUUAUAAAUGGUUGGCAAGCUAAUUUUGAUGAAAAUGCAACCUUGCCUCCGAUUACUAAUAAGAACAGCAUUCCACAACUCCUUCAUGGUUUCUUUCUUUUCUAUGCAUCUUUUAUGUUCAAAUCGCAAGUGAUUUGCACAUUGGAUGGAAUGACACGUGCAGAAUCGGAAUUUGAGGAUUUCGAAAGUCUGCCAGAGUAUAUGCAUAGGUAUAAAGAAUAUGCCAGACACCCUGACAAUAUUAAAUUAAAUACCAAUAGACCUAUAUGCGUCCAAGAUCCUAUAGAACUUAGUCAUAAUAUCACAGCGUGCACACCAUACCUUCUGUUGGGCACUUUUACGAGGUACUGUGCUAUUGGCUCUGAGAUCUGUGCAACAACUAGCAAAGAUGGGUACAGAGAUUUGCUGGACACCUUGUUUGGUACGGUGCUACCAAAGAAACCUCCUAAAAAUAAAUUUAUAAUUACGAUCUCUGCGAAUCGUUUUCAGCAGGUCAAUAAAUCGAAUGAUAGCAAAACAAAUGCUGCUGAGAAUUCGAAAUUUACUCAAAGGGAUUGGUAUUUUACUGUCUUUAAUAUAGUAAAAGAUAUUUUUGAGAAGGUUUUUAAAUUACAAGUGGAAGUUCUCACCGCUGAUGUUGAAGCGAAGCAACAGAAAAUUGAAAUGUUAUCAGAUGUGCAUACAGGGAAAUAUGAGAAACUUGUACUCCAUUGUAUCGGUUCUCACUGUGUAUGGCGUAAUAGAAAAAUUAUCAGUGUUGUUUUCGAUACUAGCUUGAGUUCUCUGGAAAAGGAAACUCUUAUAUCGGAGAAAGUUAUAGAAAACUGUGGUAAAACAAGCGAGACGAAUGGUAUAAAGUUAGAUUUUAUAUGCACAUUCGAAAAGAAAACAGAUCUGCAAAAGGUUUUUUUGACUAUAAAUAUUAAAGAUUGCGACGAUAAUGUUUUUCAAGAAUUCGCAUGUUUUGCUAAAAAUAAGCUACCUGAGAUAGUAGAACGAACAUUGAUACACAUGCAACAAUUCGAUAAAUGGUACUAAAUAAGUGCAUAAUAUGUCCAGAUAUAUAAAUACACGACUAUGGACCAAAGGUGUGUAACUAUUGGAAAUCAUUAGGAAUUACAUCUUUAUCACUGAUGUAGUAUAAUUUCUUUAUACAGAUGUUACAAUAGUUUUUCUUUUCAUUUUAAUUAAAUUGAUAUUGCAUUAUUGUGUGUAAAUAAACUUAUAUAUUUAUUCUAA
Hylaeus anthracinus is the source of this 2421-nucleotide messenger RNA. RefSeq names its product speckle targeted PIP5K1A-regulated poly(A) polymerase-like. Gene Ontology annotation, biological process: mRNA 3'-end processing; mitochondrial mRNA polyadenylation. Gene Ontology annotation, molecular function: poly(A) RNA polymerase activity; RNA binding. The coding region runs from base 130 to 2220 and encodes 696 amino acids. Lineage: Eukaryota; Metazoa; Arthropoda; Insecta; Hymenoptera; Colletidae. The record is from RefSeq and is a predicted model, not a curated record. The transcript is spliced from 4 exons.